This is a messenger RNA of Lipotes vexillifer (Yangtze River dolphin), 1385 nucleotides long. RefSeq names its product BCL2 like 13 (gene BCL2L13). The transcript has 6 exons. The coding region runs from base 51 to 1385 and encodes 444 amino acids. The record is from RefSeq and is a predicted model, not a curated record. Gene Ontology annotation, biological process: apoptotic process; regulation of apoptotic process. Gene Ontology annotation, cellular component: membrane; mitochondrion. NCBI's taxonomy places the organism in Eukaryota, Metazoa, Chordata, Mammalia, Artiodactyla, Lipotidae.
GUUUUACACAUCUGUAAGUAGACCUUUCCGGAGCUCUGCCAGCCGACCCCAUGGCGUCCUCUACUACUGUGCCUCUAGGAUUUCACUAUGAAACAAAGUAUGUUGUCCUCAGCUACUUGGGACUCCUCUCUCUGGAGAAGCUGCAGGAGCAACAUCUUUCCUCACCCCAAGGGGUUCAACAGGAUGUAGCUUCACAAUCUCUGGAUCAAGAAGUUUUAUUAAAAGUUAAAACUGAAAUUGAAGAGGAGCUAAAAUCCCUGGACAAAGAAGUUUGUGAAGCCUUCGCCAGCACAGGCUUCGACCGCCACACUUCGCCCGUGUUCAGCCCCGCAAACCCCGACAGCUCCGUAGAGGACUGCUUGGCUCACCUCGGGGAGAAGGCGUCGCAGGAGCUGAGGGCGCCUCUGCUCGGGGCCUUGCAGACACUCCUCAGCCGGCCAUUGACAUAUCAGGCAUAUCGGGAAUGUACACUGGAGACCACAGUUCAUGCCAGCGGCUGGAAUAAGGUUUUGGUGCCUCUGAUUUUGCUACGGCAAAUGCUUUUGGAGUUGACAAGACGUGGUCAAGAACCUUUGAGUGCAUUGCUGCAGUUUGGUGUGACUUUCCUGGAGGACCAUGCCGCCGAGUACAUCAUUCAGCAAGGUGGCUGGGGCGCUGUCUUUGCCCUGGAGCCAGAGGACGAGGAGCGCCCCGCGGGCGCCGCGGAGGACAGCAACGACAUCUACAUCCUGCCCAGUGGCGGCUCCACGCUCGCCAGCCCCCCGGAGUCUCCGACGACCGCGACAGCGUCCUGGCAGGCCGAGGGCUUCCCCGUGUCGCUGUCCAGCAGCCAGAGCUGGCGCACCGAGAGCCCGCCGGUGUCCCUAGGUCCCGAGUCGUGGCAGCAGGUCACAGUGGACCCCGAAGAAGUCAAGAGCCUGGACAGCAACGGGGCUGGAGAGAAGAGCGAGAACAACUCCUCCAACUCUGACAUCGUGCACGUGGAGAAGGAGGAGGUUCCCGAGGGUGCGGCGGCCGCGGCCCUGACGGCGCCCGGGGAGCCCGGCCCCGAGGGGUCGGCCGGCCAGCCAGCCAGUCCCGCGACACCUCUGUUCGCGGCACUUGCGGGAGAAGAGGCGGGAGCGGCCGCGUCCGAAGCUGCCGAACUGGAGCAGGAGGGCGUCCCGCCGCUAGAGCACCCAGUAGAGCCCCCAGCAGCCCCGCCGGGCGGAGAGCAGGCGGCCCGCGGGCGGGGGGGGCUGGGGGCAGGGCCCCCCCCGGGCGGCCCCGGGAAAGCUGGCCCGCCGCCCGCGGGCAAGUCCCUCCUGCUCUUCGGGGGGGCAGCCGCCGCUGUUGCCAUCCUGGCGGUGGCAGUUGGGGUGGCCCUGGCUCUGAGAAGGAAGUAG